AGAGGAGAGAGAGAGAGAGAGGGAGAGAGAGAGAGAAAGGGGAGGGAAUCGUCGAACGUGAUCUCCAUUACCCACCUCCGAAGCGCACAGCUAGAUCGAUCCAGAGCUCGAAGAGAGAGGGGGAGAGUGGGAGAGAGAGGGAUUCUAGGUUUUGCGGGGUGGGUUGCGGCGAUGGCGAGCCCUCGGCCGGGGCGAUUCGCCGCCGCCGCCGUGGCGGCUUCUUCCGGGAGAGCCGCGUCCCCGGCGCCCGGUUCUUCUAGGGCUCAGCCACAGAGCCCCCUCGGCGACCAGGCCAUCUGGCGGCGCCUCCGGGACUCCGGGUUCGACGAGGAGUCGAUCAAGCGGAGGGACAAGGCUGCUCUGAUCGCGUAUAUCGCGAAGCUUGAGGCCGAGAUUUUUGACCAUCAACAUCACAUGGGCCUCCUUAUACUGGAGCAAAAGGAGCUUACUUCCAAGUACGAGCAAGCUACAGCCUCUGCUGAGGCUGCUGAGUUAAAAUACAAACGUAACCAAGCAGCCCAUGUAUCUGGUCUGGCGGAAGCUAGGAAGAGAGAAGAGGCAUUAAGGAAGUCUCUAGGAGUUGAGAAAGAGUGUAUAGCAAGUCUUGAGAAGGCCUUGCACGAGAUGCGUGCUGAAUCUGCUGAAACGAAAGUUGCUGCUGAAAAUAAGUUGUCUGAAGCUCACUCAAUGGUAGAGAAUGCUCAAAAGAAGUUUACUGAAGCUGAAGCGAAGCUUCAAGCAGCAGAAUCUUUACAGGCUGAGGCAAACCGGUAUCAUAGACUUGCUGAAAGGAAGCUGCAAGAAGUUGGGGCACGGGAAGAUGACCUGACAAGGCGCAUUCUAUCUUUCAAAUCCGAAUGUGAUGCAAAAGAGAAUGAGAUCUCCCUAGAGAGGCAAUCUUUAGGAGAGAGGCAAAGAAUUUUGGAACAAGGAGAAAAGAGAUUACUUGAUGGACAAGCUUUGCUAAACCAGAGGGAAGGAUAUAUAUUUACCAGAUCACAAGAAUUGGAUCAACUAGAAAAAGAAUUAGAGGCCUCCAAAGCUAACAUUGAAAAACAGCGCGGAGCCUUGUAUGAUGAGAAAUCUGAUUUGGAGCUCAGAGUAGCUUCACUUGUGGAGAGAGAACAGGAUCUUUUGAGAAAAGAGGUUUCACUGAAUAAAAAAGAGCAAGAGCUGCUUGUUUUACAGGAAAAGCUUGCCAGCAAGGAGUCAGAUGACAUACAAAAAGUAAUUGCGAAUCAUGAAGCUGUUUUGCGGUCAAGGAAAGCUGAAUUUGAGUCGGAGAUGGAGAUGAAACGUAAACUAGUUGAAGAUGAAAUCGAGGCUAAGCAACGGGCUUGUGAGUUGAGGGAGAUGGACAUCACUCAUCAGGAGGAUCAACUAAGAGAGAGAGAGCAUGAUUUGAGCAUUCAGAUAAGGUCCUUGAUGGAGAAGGAGAAGGAUGUCAAAGAGAGGUCGGAUAGUCUUGAUGCAAGAGAAAAAAACUUAGGUUCUGCAGAGGCAGAUUUUGAGCUUAGGAAGGAUAUCCAACAGAAGGAGAAGGAAGAAAUUAACAAACUGAAACAAGAUCUUCAGAAGUCUUUGGAUUUGCUGGAAGACAAAAAGAAGCAAGUUGAUAGUGCAAAGGAUAAGUUGGAGGUUAUGAAAAAUGAAACAAGUGAACUAUCGGUUUUAGAGAUGAAACUCAAAGAGGAGCUUGAUAGGGUCAGGGCUGAGAAACUGGAAGUUAUGGCAGAGGCAGAUAAGCUAAAACUAGAGAAGGGAAAAUUUGAGUCUGAGUGGGAAUCAAUUGAUGAAAAGAGAGAAGAACUGAAGAAGGAUGCUGAACGAAUUGCUGAGGAGAGAGUGGCUGUUGCUAAGUUUCUCAAGGAUGAACGUGACAGUCUGAGAAUAGAGAAGGAUGCAAUGCGCAAUCAAUACAAACACGAUGUUGAGUCGCUUCGUCUCGAGAGAGAAGAAUUCAUGAAUAAGAUGGUGCAGGAGCGCUCUGAGUGGUUCAGCAAGAUUCAGCAGGAACGUGUAGAUUUCUUGCUGGAGAUUGAAGUGCGAAAGAGGGAGUUGGAGGACUGCAUUGACAAAAGGCGUGAAGAAUUAGAAAGCUCCUUGAGGGAAAAGGAAAAAGCUUUCGAGGAAGAAAAGAAGAAUGAACUUCAGCGUAUUAGUUCUCUUAAGGAAGCGGCUGAGAAAGAGUUGGACCGCGUUGCUUUGGAAAUGAAAAGGCUUGAGAGUGAGAGGAUGGAGAUUAACUUAGAUCGUGAGAGAAGAGAUAGGGAAUGGGCGGAAUUACAAAAUUCUAUUGAGGAGCUGAAGCUGCAAAGACAGAAAUUGGAGAGGCAAAGGGAAUUACUGCAUGUUGAUAGGGAAGAAAUCUGUACCCACAUCGAGCAGAUGAACAAGCUGGACGAUUUAAAACUAGCCCUAGAUCGGAAGGCUGUUGAGAUGCAACAAUCUGUUUCAGAGUCCAGGCAAAUGAUGAUAUCUGGGAAAAGACGUCCUAAGCAGUUAACUGCUGUGAAUAAUAAUAAUUCGAACUUGGAUGACAGAGUACAUGAAGUGGGCCAUGUCAAUGGACCUAAUUCACCACCUUUUCAGAAAGCUGGUCAUUCUUCUUCUCCCAGCUCUGCUCCUUUCUCGUGGAUCAGACGUUAUUCUGACUUAUUAUUCAGGUCUUCUGAGAAGCCCCAUUUGGCAUGUGAAAAGGAGCCUCCCGCAUCUAAGAAUGAUGAGCGGGCCACACCAAUGGUACGGCAGCCAGACUUUUUACUCAGAUAUGAUGUGCAGAAACAUGAAGAAAAGAAGAGGUUGGAAGGAAUUCCGGGAAUGAGUCGGCUGGAGAAACAUGUUGGGGAAGAAAAGACGAUAUUUGAAGUGCCAACUGGAGGUGAGGAUGCAAAUGAAGAAUCUGAAAAGAAGGAAACUACCAGCCAUAAGUCUUCUGAAUCCAUUACCGAAAAAGGGCUUCAAACCAGAAGAAAAAGAAGGGUGAAAGAUUUACUCCAAGAAGAUUCUGUUGAUAUUCAACCAGAGGAAAGGAAAAGCAAGAAGAACAAGGGAAUGCAAGAUGAUGACAGGGCUGAUCUCUCUGAUUUAGCCAACACCAAUCAUGUAAACGCAGGACAACCAUGCAUUGCUGAUGUUGAAGACGCCCCUCUAUCAUCCAGAGAGACUCGGGUCGUUGCUGAAGAGACCACAAUAUUAGUUGUUGAUAAAGUUGUUAAUAUUUUAGUGUCUUCUGAGAAAGAAAGCUUGCACCAACGUGUUAACGAAGGCAAUGAUGACCAUCUGCUGGAACCUGUAUUGAAAUCAAACAAGGAUCUUCUCGAAGGUGGAUCUGCUGGCGUUGAAUAUGUUCCUGGUGGUAAUGGCGUCCUCACACACAAAACAGCUUCAGAGGGUCAUGAUGCAUCAGCUAAAGCUGACCAGAUCCCUAGAGAUGAAGGUCUCAGCAAACUAGAUACUCAUGGGGAGGAUGGUUGAAAAACUGGAAAUCAGAGAGGGUCGUAGAACAAGUUAUAGGUGCCUGGAUAUAUAGAAGACAGUUUCUGAGUCAUUUGUAGAUGCAGAUAGGCAGAUGGUGCAGGAGGUCAUCAGCAGAGCAUAUAUUGGAGCUUGCUCUAACCCUUUGAGAUUGUAAAUGACUUUUAAUGUCUUGGUAUCCUUUCUUGUCAAUAUGCUAAGCGAUUGUUGGUGGCCUUAUGUGUGGGCUGUGUGGUAGUGUGCGUUUCUUUUGGGCUGCUUGUUGAUAAUUUGGUUAGAUAGGGGUGAUGAUGGGUAAAUCUGCCUGCUUGUUUUUCGGUUUUGAGCAGAUUUGAGGUUGUUAAUGGCUUGAUCAGUUUCUUUAUUUGUUAGUACUACUGGCAUGUUGAGAUUCCUGAAUGUGGAAAUUUCAUGUAUCAUUAUUUUGUC
This is a messenger RNA of Syzygium oleosum, 3906 nucleotides long. Its product is annotated as protein CROWDED NUCLEI 4. The record is from RefSeq and is a predicted model, not a curated record. Bases 172 to 3477 code for a protein of 1101 amino acids. The transcript has 9 exons. Gene Ontology annotation, biological process: nucleus organization. Lineage: Eukaryota; Viridiplantae; Streptophyta; Magnoliopsida; Myrtales; Myrtaceae. Gene Ontology annotation, cellular component: nucleus.